This is a messenger RNA of Trichomonas vaginalis G3, 1110 nucleotides long. Its product is annotated as silent information regulator 2 (sir2)-like protein. Lineage: Eukaryota; Parabasalia; Trichomonadida; Trichomonadidae. Gene Ontology annotation, molecular function: NAD+ binding. The record is from RefSeq and is a predicted model, not a curated record. Bases 1 to 1110 code for a protein of 369 amino acids. The transcript has a single exon.
AUGGAAGAACAAGUAGCAAUGAUGAGGCCUGUUUCACAUUUCGCCCCUCGAUCGGUACUUUUCGAUGGACUGGAGUAUGGAGCUGAUCCAAGAGAGCUACUAGCUUCUCUUCUACAGAAGGAUGUUAGCGAAAUUACAGAGUCUGAAGACAUGGUGUGGAAAAAGUUGUAUGACUUGACCUAUCAUGGCGGCAUGGCAGCUUCACAGAAACCCAUUCUCGACAACUUCAGCUCAGUCCUUUCGCUUAUUGAAAAGUCCAAUAAAGUUGUCGUAAUUCUCGGAGCUGGUGGUAGCGUUGGACCAGAUUUUCGUUCCGUUGGUGGACUCUAUGACUCAAUAGCCAAAGAUGGCGUAUUUGACGAUCCAUGUCAAGUUUUUGAUCUUGAGUAUUUUCAAAAGGAUCCAUCAAUUUUCUGGCGUUACGCUCACACCAUAUUCCCUGAUAGACAGCCUAAGCACUCAGCGGCUCACUAUUUCAUUCAAGAAUUAGAGAACCGCGGAAAACUUUUACGUCUUUACACACAGAAUGUUGAUGCUCUUGAUAUUGGCGUUCCACCGAAGCAUCUCCGCACAGUUCACGGUUCAUGGAGAGAGUCAUACUGCAUGAAAUGCGGUGCACUUCAUCAUAUUGAGGACAUCAGAGAUGCUGUCGAGAAACGCGAGGUGCCAACAUGCCAUUUCUGCGGAGGUGCAAUCAAACCAGGCAUUGUUUUCUUCGGCCAGUCCGUAAAUCUUAACGAUUACGAAUUGGAGAUGGAUGCUCAUGCCGCUGACCUCCUUAUAGUCAUUGGUACAUCACUCAGGGUUGCACCUGUAUCAGAAAUACCAAAACUUAUGAAGAAUGUUCCUUCUAUCCUUAUUAAUAGAGAAACUGUUAAGUGCGACUUCUCUGCAGAGCUACUUGGCGAGUGCGAUGAUGUUGUUAGAACUAUCGAGUACGAACUUGGAUGGGAAGCUGACGAAGGAGUCAAUCCAGAAGAGAUUCAAACAUACGGCUCAAAUCAGUUCAUUUUCCCAUCCAAUUCGGAGCUUGGAGCAAGGAUCGAGACAACAUCGCGUAAUCAGUUCCUCGUCACUUCAGCACCUGUCGACGUUGACGACCUUAAUUAG